AUGAAGUUCUUCGCCGCCACCGCUGUUCUCUUCGCCGCUGCUGCCAUGGCCCUACCUGGUGGCCGGCACCCUGGUGGCGAGCGCCCUGGUCCCUACAAUCCUUGCCCAAACAAUCUCCUCAAGGUCCCCCAGUGCUGCGAUACCGAUGCCCUCGGCCUUCUCGGCCUCGGCUGCAUAGCUCCUCCCAAUAACCGCCCUGGAAGUGUGGGCGCGUUCGCCGACUGCUGCCGCGCUUCAUCUAGACGACCUAAGUGCUGCGCUGUUACCACUGGUCUCGAGGCUAGUGUCCUUUGCAUUGACCCUGAAGGACUUUAA
Molecule: messenger RNA, 315 nt
Organism: Clonostachys solani
Lineage: Eukaryota; Fungi; Ascomycota; Sordariomycetes; Hypocreales; Bionectriaceae
Source: the annotation of a GenBank genome assembly